AUAUAUUUCUAAGCAAAAGCCUCUUGGAAUUGAUUAUUAAAAAGAAAAAUUCGGUAAGAAUGAAUGGUAAUAUUUCCACAUCGAAUAAAGAACAUGUUGAUCUUACGAAUUCUAAUAAUAAUGCACAUAAUGUACAGGAAAACCUGGAAGAAUUUGAUUAUUCAAAAAUAUCAGAUGAAAUUGAUGCAAUAGCAGAUUAUCUCGAGCAAUUAUCAGAAGAAGUGACAAAAAUGCAAGUGGAGAGUGCUGUAGCAAAUAUUGAGUUAGUCAGCAUGAUUGAAAAUAUGGACUUUGAAAGCAAACUGGAAGAAGUUAAAAAAAUGUAUGAAGAUUAUGUGAAAGAGAAAGGAACUGAAUUGCAAAAAUAAAUAAAUUCUGUUUUUGACUGAAAA
Molecule: messenger RNA, 392 nt
Organism: Parasteatoda tepidariorum (common house spider)
Lineage: Eukaryota; Metazoa; Arthropoda; Arachnida; Araneae; Theridiidae
Product: THAP domain-containing protein 2
Source: RefSeq, a predicted model, not a curated record